Messenger RNA from Drosophila bipectinata, 1934 nucleotides. RefSeq lists its product as uncharacterized. The record is from RefSeq and is a predicted model, not a curated record. NCBI's taxonomy places the organism in Eukaryota, Metazoa, Arthropoda, Insecta, Diptera, Drosophilidae.
GUCGUCGCGUGCAGAUCACAAGAAACUGGAAAUUGUAUCCAACAGAUACAGUAUCUCGACUAGUGUUGAAAUCGAAUUUGCGGGAGCACUAAAGCGAGCGGUAGCCUUAUAAUCACGGCCAUCAGUGUAUUUCGAUGAGGCCAAGAAGUGUGCUAAAUGUGAAAUAAGCUAAGAGGAAAAACGUUAGAGAUAAAGUAGCAACAACAACCACAAGUACAAACAUACGUGCGAAUAUUGAAUUGACAGAACAGCAAAACAACGAAUACAAUUAAAAAGCAACAACUUGAAGUUCUUUUUGUUUUGAAACCGAGUAUAAACCAAUACAACGCAAAAAAAUAAUUCAAAAUCUCUGUUCAACUCAAUAACAAUACAACUUACAACAAAAGUGGCACAAGCUCUGCCAAAAGAAAACUAUCGAAACGAUAUUUUUCUUUUUCAUUUGAAUAUGGUUAGUCAUCAACAACAGUGCCUGCUGUGGCUAGUCAUCCAACUCGUGGCCACUCUGGGUCAACAACUGCAAGGAGCUCCGCGUCCCAGGGGGCGUAUACGCAUUGCGGACAUGCAAAAUCCAGCCCCCGGAAGUGCGUUGAAUUGGCCCAGUCUGACGCAGCCUGGCAGCCCUAUCAGUUCCACUGUGCACACUCACAUUCCCCUUUUGCGUGAGGAGAGCUCACAGAAACCUGCCAUGCCCAGUCAGGAGGCGGUGGUCUACGGCAACUGGAAGCCGGAACACCCAGAGAAGCCCGACAGCAUGGAACCGGAAACCGUCACGAACUCGGACCAGCAGCCCAGAGAGCGAGUCUACGGAAGAUUGGAAGCAAUGCUAAUGGGAAUGCCAGCAGAUGAUAUUGAUGCUAAGCCUUCGAGUUCUAGCGAGGAACAGAUCGCACCAAUUGUCCCUGGAAGCUAUCAGAACCCUGUACACUCACGCCCCUCCAGCUCCAGCUUUGAAAGACCAUCGGAAAAACUUGGACGUAAAAGGAUUACCUCCCAACAGCCACCUCACCAAUUCGAAAUGACAAGAGCUAACAACACGAAUCCCUUGCUCAAAGCUAUGGUCAAAACAAUAAACGAGUCUAUGGAAACUACGACAACAAUAGUUAGGAACAAUCCCCUGCCCACCGCCGACGACAGCUGGAUGCCACUUUCGUACCCGUAUCCGUAUGACACCACAAUUGCAGCACCACCGGCCACGAGCUCUAUGAUACCAGGAUUUAUGCAAUCCUCGGUGGUGCUCCCUCCGGCGCCCACUCAGGCUACGCGAUCCACGUCGGAGCUUCUAAACUGGCCCACUGAUUUCAUAGAUAGCGCCUCCAAUACUCCCAGUCCGAAACGAGUCGAAGGAAACUAUAUGUCUAACAUUGACCGCCGAGAUGAGAGCAUCGCUGAUCCCGUGGAUGAAUACAAGUACUAUGAGGACUCGCUGAACUCCGCGCAGAUGCAUAGCGAGCUGAGUGUUCCAGAAACGAUGCCCCUGAACAUCACCCGGGUGGGCAUCCCAUACGAGGAUCGCAAUGCAUCCGAGGAGCCAACUAUUUGUGUGCCUCUAACCGUCUCAGAGACAUCCCACUCCUCGGAUAGUUCCCUGCCGCUGAUGGUCGAGGUGGAGCGAGUCUACUGCUUCCCUUUGCCCAAGGUGGAGGUGCGACAGGGCCAUUUCCGACCGCAAGUGGAACAGGUGACGCGUUCGGAUCCGAAGGACUUUUCUGGCAUGGAGUUUCAGCCAACAGAGUCCCCAAUGCCAAGUAAUGCAACUGCGGGUGCUACCCGGAGAUCACUUAGUCUUUUGGUUAUCGUAGUCGUAAGCAUGAGCUGGUGGCCGAAGCUCAGGAUCUAAAAUUAGAAUUAUUAUAUGAUCAUUUAGACACAACUCAGGGACCCCAAAAGAAUAUUAUUUUGAUAUUAAAGUUAAGAUUAAAAAAAAAUAUAUUGUU